AAAUCCCCUUUAGCCGUCGAAGACAAGGACCUUUCGAGCAACGCCAUGGGCAACUUCCUGAGCAGCCCCAUUACGGAGAAGGAGACGCAUGUGGGCAUGGGCAACGGCCUCGCCUUCGCGGUGAGCUGCAUGCAGGGCUGGCGAGCGACCAUGGAAGAUGCACACAUUGCGCGCACGACGAUCCCGGCCUUUCCCAACUGCUCGAUCUUUGCCGUCUUUGACGGCCACGGCGGCAAGCUCAUCGCGGAUCACAGCGCCAUGUCGCUGGCGGAUGUGCUCGAGAAGCAGAAUAUCAACGGCAAGGAAGCCGACCCGGCGGACAUUGGCAAGGCGCUCGACCGCACCUUUCUCCAGCUCGACGCCGACCACCGGCAGUUGAAGCAGAUUGCGAGCGGCGAGGACCAUAGUGGCUGCACGGCCAUCGCAGCGUUCGUCACGCACACGCACAUCAUUGUGGCCAACUCGGGCGACUCGCGCAGUGUGCUCGCGACCGAUGGGUCGGUUGUGCCCAUGUCGUACGACCACAAGCCCAACAACGAGACGGAAAGGCGGCGCAUUGAGAACGCGGGCGGCUCCGUCCGCAACAACCGCGUGAACGGCGACCUUGCUGUGUCGCGUGCCCUUGGCGACUUUGUGUACAAGCAACGCAGCGACCUGAAGGCCGAAGAGCAGCAAGUAUCUGCCGAGCCGGACAUCAAGAUUGAGGUGCGCAACAAGGAGAACGAGUUCCUCAUCUUGGCCUGCGACGGCAUCUGGGACGUUAUGACGAACGAAGAAGCGUGCGACUUUGUUCGCAGCUUGAUGCUCAAGGGCGAGAACAACAUGGGACUUAUCUGCGAAGAGAUGCUGGACCACUGUCUCCAGCUUGGAAGCCGUGACAAUAUGAGUGUCAUCGUCGUCAAGUUUAGCGGGGCCAAGAUUGGCUCUGGCGACGGCGUCAUGGGGCUCCGAAAGGCGCGCGAAGAGGCGGCCGCGGAAGCCAAGAAGCAAGAGCAGUCGGAGCACAAUUACUCGGCUGCGACGUCGCAAUGAUGCUUGUCCGAUGUGCCCACGCUCGCUGAUUUGCCCGUCGAGGCCGGUGCAGGCCACGCUCAAAGACUCCCCGCGCUUUCCGCCACCCACAGCGUCUGCACUAACCACGACAAUGCAUUCAAUUGUAUGCACCACA
Saprolegnia parasitica CBS 223.65 is the source of this 1168-nucleotide messenger RNA. RefSeq lists its product as hypothetical. Gene Ontology annotation, biological process: protein dephosphorylation. The record is from RefSeq and is a predicted model, not a curated record. Gene Ontology annotation, molecular function: protein serine/threonine phosphatase activity; cation binding. The transcript has 4 exons. Bases 46 to 1032 code for a protein of 328 amino acids. NCBI's taxonomy places the organism in Eukaryota, Oomycota, Saprolegniomycetes, Saprolegniales, Saprolegniaceae.